UGUACAGUAGUGGGACGUCCAUCGAUCAACAACACAAACCUUCGCCCCGAAUCCCGAUCCAAUUUGGAUGCCAUAAUCCAAUUGGGAACGCCAUUUCCGCCCGUCGUCCACAACACAAAAACCCUCAUGUCCCCAUGUCCUACAGUGCAUCGGUCCCACAUUACGCCGUAUAUAAGUAGCGGCAACCCACCUCCCAUCGCCUAAAGCCGUUCAGUGAGACCUCGAAGCGUGUUACAGCAUACUGCGAACAAAUGUCGCAAGUUUUUGAUUUCACGGAACAUUCUCAUCGAAGAUGGAACCCGUUGACGGAGUCGUGGGUUCUGUGUUCACCGCACCGUGCGAAGCGACCAUGGCAAGGUCAGCAGGAGUCGAAUACGGUGGAAAAGCGACCGGAGUAUGAUCCGAAGUGCUACCUUUGCCCCGGGAACUCCAGGGUAGGCGGAGAGCUGCAGAAUCCCAACUAUGUCCGCACCUUCAUCUUCCCCAACGACUUCCCUGCCGUAAACCAACACCAGCCAUCUUUCCACGAGUCAAGCCCCGUACCGACAUCCGACGACAAGCAGUCAUCGUCAGUCACAUCCCUCGCAAACGACCUCCUGAAAGCCGAAGGCGUCCGCGGCCAAUGCAAAGUGAUCUGCUUCCAUCCGCGCCACGACCUAACCAUGGCGCAAAUGACCGUCGCGGAGAUCACGCCCAUCAUCGACGCAUGGGCCGCCGAGUAUACCGAGCUGGCCAAAGUGCCAUACAUCAACUACGUGCAGAUUUUUGAGAACAAGGGCGCGGCGAUGGGAUGCUCUAACCCGCACCCGCAUGGGCAGAUCUGGGCGUUGGAGGGUGUGCCGGAGGAGCCCAGCAAGGAGAUUAGGGCAAUGAGGCGGUACCGUGAGAAGAAGGGCGCGGACCGGUGCUUGUUGUGUGAUUACGCGACGUUGGAGAGUUCGGAUAGGUCUCGCCUCGUAUGCGAGAAUGACUCUUUCGCUUGCGUCGUUCCGUUCUGGGCGGUCUGGCCGUUCGAAACCAUGAUUGUCGCUAAGCAGCACGUCACUGCCCUGCCCCAAUUGUCUGCUUCCCAACGCACCGACCUCGCUGACAUCCUCCGCCGAAUCACCUGCAGGUACGACAACCUCUUUCAGACGUCUUUCCCGUACUCAAUGGGAGUGCAUGGCGCGCCUACCGAUGGAAAGGACCAUGAUGGGGACUGCCACUUGCAUUUGCACAUGUACCCGCCGCUUUUGCGCAGCGCUACGGUCAAGAAGUUUCUGGUGGGUUUCGAGAUGAUGGGCGAGCCGCAGCGGGACUUGACAUCUGAGCAGGCGGCGGAGAAGUUGCGGAACUGCUCGGAGGUUCAUUUCACUGUUGAGCCGAAGAAGGAGUAGAAAUCCCCCACCGAUUCGUAUCGUCCCUGCAUAGCAUAGAAUCUAGGGACAUGUAGUACCAUAGCAGCUCUCUGACACUUCAAUUUCGUAUUCAUUCAUUCAUCCCCGAACCGCCCUUCGAACGCAUAUGCCCCUUGCCAAAGGAGAACUCCCAACC
Molecule: messenger RNA, 1533 nt
Organism: Fimicolochytrium jonesii
Lineage: Eukaryota; Fungi; Chytridiomycota; Chytridiomycetes; Spizellomycetales; Powellomycetaceae
Product: galactose-1-phosphate uridylyltransferase
Exons: 4
Coding region: 252-1376 (374 amino acids)
Biological process (GO): beta-D-galactose catabolic process via UDP-galactose, Leloir pathway
Cellular component (GO): cytoplasm
Molecular function (GO): UDP-glucose:hexose-1-phosphate uridylyltransferase activity; zinc ion binding
Source: RefSeq, a predicted model, not a curated record